GACUGCGGUAACGCAAUGGCACACGUCACACUCAACGCCCAGAAAUGGAAUCUUAGUAUAAAUAAGAGGCAGUUCCACUUCAAAGUUGAAAUUGAAUUCACACAAGAGAUGGCUUCUCCUCUUCUUACUCCUUACAAGAUGGGCAAAUUCAAUCUGUCCCAUAGAGUUGUUUUGGCACCGCUGACCAGACAGAGGUCUUACGACAACGUCCCACAACCCCAUGCCAUCCUCUACUACUCCCAGAGAACUUCCAACGGAGGCCUUCUCAUUACUGAAGCCACUGGCGUCUCUGACACGGCUCAAGGCUAUCCGCAAACCCCUGGCAUAUGGACUAAAGACCAUGUUCAAGCUUGGAAACCCAUUGUCGAUGCCGUCCACGCCAAAGGCGGUGUUUUCUUCUGUCAGAUUUGGCACGUUGGAAGAGUUUCAGAUUCAGUUUAUCAGCCAAAUGGACAAGCACCCAUAUCUUCUACGGACAAGCCACUCACACCCCAAAUUCGAAGUAAUGGCAUUGAUCAAGUACAAUUUACCCCUCCAAGGAGAUUAAGGACUGAUGAAAUUCCGCAUAUUGUAAAUGACUUCAGACUUGCUGCAAGGAAUGCCAUCGAAGCUGGUUUUGAUGGGGUUGAGAUCCAUGGGGCUCAUGGCUACCUGCUUGAGCAAUUUAUGAAAGAUAAAGUGAAUGACCGAACAGACGAAUAUGGUGGAUCCCUUGAGAACCGCUGCCGAUUUGCUUUGGAAGUUGUUGAAGCUGUUGUUAAUGAGAUAGGGGCGGACAGAGUUGGAAUUAGGCUAUCGCCAUUCGCAGAAUAUUCAGAGUCUGGAGACUCUAAUCCAAAAGAAUUGGGGCUUUACAUGAUGAAUGCCCUCAAUAAGUAUGGUAUUCUUUACUGUCACAUGGUGGAACCAAGAAUGAAGACUGUUGGAGAAAAAACUGAAUGCCCUCAUAGCCUGGUGCCUAUGAGAAAGGCCUUCAAUGGCACUUUUAUAGCCGCAGGAGGUUAUGACCGCCAAGAUGGGAUCAACGCUGUAGCUGAAAACAGGGCUGAUCUUGUUGCUUAUGGCCGUUGGUUCUUGGCUAAUCCAGAUUUGCCAAAAAGAUUUGCUCUCAAUGCCCCUCUCAACAAGUAUCACCGGGAGACAUUCUACACUUCUGAUCCGGUUCUUGGUUAUACUGACUACCCCUUUCUUGAUGAUGAAGAAUCCAAUGCCGUAGCAUCCUAGGGUAGAGCCUCCAUUUUUAAUAACCUUAUCUUCCCCUGCAAAUUCAUAUUUGCAAUUUGGUUGGUCGGAUUUUCAUUCACUUGUUCUUUACAUGCUUCUCUGCUAUGGUUUUGGAUCCACCUUACACAUUUUCUAAAUUGUAAGGGAGUGUAAUAUGUAGAACUAUUAUUGUUGUAUUAAUAUCACUGGAUCCUAGUAAGUGUUGGGCUAAAGGCCUAAAGCUAUAUAUGCACCUUAUAUUUCAAUUUGCAAUA
Glycine soja is the source of this 1478-nucleotide messenger RNA. RefSeq names its product 12-oxophytodienoate reductase 2-like. The record is from RefSeq and is a predicted model, not a curated record. The transcript is spliced from 4 exons. Bases 16 to 1224 code for a protein of 402 amino acids. Lineage: Eukaryota; Viridiplantae; Streptophyta; Magnoliopsida; Fabales; Fabaceae. Gene Ontology annotation, molecular function: oxidoreductase activity; FMN binding.